GUUAAUUUGGCACUCUUAAAUUCCUACCUACCUCGGAAAAUGAUAUGAUAUUGACCUUUUGUGUAAUUUACCCGCCACAGGGGGAGCUCUUGUAUCGACAGUCUUUGUGCCUUACCCGGCUGCUUUAGUAAGGGGAUCUGCAAUGUAGCCUCGAAUUUUAGCGAUCCGAACCCAGAGGAGGUGACUACCAUGUUCACUGAGUUUUUCACCCUUGCCACUAAGACCAUACAAAAACAGAAGAAGUUAGUAUUUAACCCAUCACUCCUAAAAAGUUUUCCACGAUCGUUCAGAAUCACCGUGUAAACGCCCCACGCCCUGAAGCAAGAGGAAUUCUGUGUAUCUUCCGUACUGUUGAGUGCGAGUGUGUGGGCGCGUGUGUGAGAGAACGCGCGCGUGUGUAAUGUGUGUGCAUGUGCAUGUUGGUUAGCUGAGAGAGAGAGAGGGAGCGAGAGAGAGAGAGAGCGAGAGAGAGAGAGAAGUACGGUCUCUCUUGGUGCACUUUGCAGUAAGUUGCAGGCGGCUGUUGCUGGCGUGGCGGUUGCUGGUCACGGGGAACUUCAACACGCUGGAUCCCAAAGUCCGUCUCGCUCACCCGCGCAGUUCGGAGCUGCUAUGGAUUCGCCCGGAUUUACCAUUUUUAUAAUGUUGCCGGUCUUUCUGCAAACGACUGGACUCUCCAGUAGCAUAGAUUCCCUGCAGCAUAAGCUGGGGGACUAUGGACUGGUGCGGCCCAUGCUCACCGAUGCAGAAGGCCGCUUCGUCUCACACGCCAUCUCAUCUGGCCAGGUGAGUGGGGGGCAGUUCCGUAGGCGCUGGCGCAGAGAGGCGGGUUCGGCCAGUGACGCCCAAGACCGGAGUGGGAAGGAGAUGAACAGCAGCAGCAGCAGCAGCAGCAGCAGCAGCGGCAACAGUGGCAGCCAGGAACCUCUCUACUACAAUGUGACCAUCUUCGGCCGGGAGUUACACCUGAGCCUGAGACUCAACUCACGACUGGUGGCCCCCGGAGCCAAGAUGGAGUGGCAGAGUGAUGGGAGGGAGGAGAAGGGGCAGUGGGUGCAGGGCCAUGUCUCCCACACAGAGCCUCUGCACCACGGCUGCCUCUACGUGGGAGACAUCAUCGGCACGCGGGGCGCCGCUGUCGCCAUAAGCAACUGUGAUGGCCUGGCGGGAAUGAUCCGGACAGAACACGAGGAGUUCUUUAUCGAGCCACUGGAGAAGGGACAGCACAUGAUCCAGCAGGAGGAGGAAGGGGCUGGACGGGAGCACAUCGUGUAUCGUACAUCAGCUGUGAAGAAGAAGCCUCAUGUUGGUCCAGGAGCUGCAGACUACCGCACCAGAGGUGCAGAUCUGGAUGGCCUGAUGGAUCUGGAGACACUGUAUCGUGGCGUAGAGCAGAAUCUAAACCACAGCCGCCGGGCACGCAGACAAGCACAGGACGGAGCGUACAACAUUGAGGUCAUGCUUGGAGUGGACGACUCAGUGGAGCAGUUUCAUGGCCAUGAGCACAUCCAGAUGUAUCUGCUCACACUCAUGAACAUUGUGAAUGAAAUUUACCAUGACGAUUCUCUCGGGGCACAGAUCAAUGUGGUUCUGGUCCGUAUCAUCGUGCUGGGUCCGGAGAAGUCUGCCCAACUGAUAGUGAAAGGGAAUCCCUCCAUGAGUCUGCAGAAUGUGUGUCGCUGGGCCUUCCUGCAGCAGAAGAGCAACACAGAGGACACGGAGUACCACGACCACGCCAUCUUCCUCACGCGCCAAGAGUUUGGCCCCACGGGCAUGCAGGGUUAUGCCCCUGUGACGGGCAUGUGUCACCCAGUGCGGAGCUGCACUCUCAACCACGAGGACGGCUUCUCCUCCGCGUUCGUGGUGGCGCAUGAGACUGGACAUGUGCUGGGCAUGGAGCACGAUGGGCAGGGGAACCGCUGUGGGGACGAGGUGCCGUUGGGUAGCAUCAUGGCCCCUCUGGUGCAGGCGGCCUUCCACCGCUUCCAGUGGUCCCGCUGCAGCAAACACGAGCUCACCCGCUACCUGCACUCUUACGACUGUCUCCGUGACGACCCGUUCAACCACGAGUGGCCCUCCAUUCCAUCCCUGCCUGGUCUGCAUUACUCCAUGAACCAGCAGUGCCGCUUUGACUUCGGCGCCGGCUACAUGAUGUGCACAGCGUACCGACCAUUUGACCCAUGCAGACAACUGUGGUGCAGUCAUCCCGACAACCCUUUCUUCUGCAAGACCAAGAAGGGCCCACCCAUCGAUGGGACUAUGUGUGGAGAUGGCAUGCACUGUUUUAAAGGCCACUGCGUGAUGCUGAGCCCUGACCUCAUCAGGCAGGACGGCCAGUGGGGCUCCUGGAGUCCGUGGGGCCAGUGCUCGCGCUCCUGCGGGGGAGGGGUGCGCUUCCGCACGCGCGACUGCAACAAUCCGUACCCCGCCAAUGGUGGUCGCACCUGCCUGGGCCGCACGUACCAGUUUGAGCUGUGCAGCCGCGAGGAGUGUGGGGGCCUCUACCAGGACUUCAGGGAGAAGCAGUGCCUCUCGUGGGCCCACACCCUCGACGAGCAGAAGGCCAAGCACCACUGGUUGCCUUACGAGCACAGAGACCCCAAGCUGCGCUGCCAGUUGCACUGUCAGUCCAAGGAGACGCGGCACGUGGUCCGGAUGAAGCCCAUGGUGGAGGACGGCACGCACUGCUCGUACAAAGACCCCUACAGUGUGUGUGUGCGAGGCGGCUGUGAGAAAGUGGGCUGUGAUGGAGUGCUUGGCUCCAUGCAACAAGAGGACUACUGUGGUGUAUGUGGGGGUGACAGCUCCACCUGCCAUACCAGAAGGGGCACCAUCACACACUACCCCCAGAAACCAGGUUAUCUGAAAGUACUUGAAAUCCCUCGUGGGGCCAGACACCUCCUGGUCCAGAUCCCCAGGGGAGCCCCUCAUGCCUUAGUGGUGAAGAACAGAGCAAGCGGACAGUUCUUCCUGAAUGCAGACAGAAAGUUCCCAGAAUUCACCUCUGUGAUUGAGAAGGGUGUGGAAUGGGAGUAUGAGAAGGACAAAGACAAAGAGACCCUUCAGACCACCGGCCCUCUCAGACAUGAUACAGUCAUUCUGAUUCUAACCAAUGGAGAGACAAAUAUCACCCUGACCUUCAAGUUCAUCAUCAAAAAUGAGUCUGUUAGUGCCACAUACAAGUGGGUAUCGGAAGGAUAUUCAUCAUGUAGCAAGUCAUGUGGAAGAGGCCAGCAGGAUCAACGCUUUGCCUGCAUGGAAACCACAGACAUCGUAGUGAAAGUGGAAAACCGCUUCUGUGAACACAUCAAGAAAUUGCCUUCAAAGAGUAUAUACUGCAACAUGAAUAAGUGCCCACCACCCAUUUGGGAUGUUGGCCCCUGGGAGCCGUGCAGUGAGACGUGUGGGAAGCUGGGCUACAAGACUCGCACCGUCUCCUGCUACAAACUCCUGGAAAAUGGCACCAAGGGCAACAAGACCCGCAACAAGUACUGCAAUGACAACCGGCCUGAUUCUCGCCAGCCCUGCAACAGACACCCUUGCCCACACUGGAAAGUUGGGCCCUGGUCUGAGUGCUCUGUCACAUGCGGUAGUGGGAGUCAAGAGCGGCAGGUACAGUGUCGUAACCGUGGCGACAUCACUGUCCCAUGUUUUGAGGACGGCAAGCCGGCCACCGUGCAGAAGUGCUUGAUGUCUCCCUGUCAGAGUAACUUCUUGAUCCAGUGGCUGUCGAAGCCUAACUCGCGCGACUUCACCCCAAAGAUUUCCCCAAGGCACCAUUGUCAGAAAGACAGAUCAGUGUUCUGCCGUAUGGAGGUGCUUCGUCAGUACUGUGAUCAGCCUGGAUACCAGCGCUUGUGCUGCAAGUCUUGUGCUGCCAAUAGCACAACCUCUGAUCAAUCUAAGUCAACCACACGUUCCAGCCAUCCCGCCCAGCAUACAAACGCCUCCAGUGGAACCCUCACUUCCAGCCAUCCCGCCCAGCAUACAAACGCCACCAGUGGAACCCUCACUUCCAGCCAUACCGCCCAGCAUACAAACGCCUCCAGUGGAACCCUCACCAACACAGCUCACCCAACCCAGAGUUACAGUGCAACCCCUUUUAGCACAAGUCAGAAGUCUACCACUUUUACCAAUACAGCUGAUCCCAGUAAACAUGGCACAACUCCCAGCAGCCCUUUCACCCUCCUCAGCAACCUCCCCGCUGAUCCAAGAGCUCCUCGUGUCAUCUCAGCCAGUGAUGGCAUGUCAGAGAAUAGCACCGUCCUGUCACGUCUCGUCACGACCACCACUUGGCUCGAAUAUACCCCGACUAAAAGUCCAACGCACAUAAUGGACGACUCUUUGAUAACCAGCACUUCAGUUCCAGUUGAUGACUCCGCCUUCACAAUCCCUGCCAGUGAAGAUGAUGGCAUGGAUUUGACCACGCCUGGCUGGCUAGAAGUCACCGAACCCUUAACGGAGAGUCUGACCCUUCCAUCAACAUCUACAGACCACAACAGAGAGGAGAUUUUCACAUCAACUAUGGCCAUGACAACAACAGCGACGACAACAACAACUUCACCAGUUACAUCAACAACUUCAACCAGCAAGCCAACCACACGGCCUGAGGUGACAAGUGAGGGCAACGGCAUUAAUAUUCCCUUCCGGAUCAUUGGGGUAGACAAUGAUGUCCCCCUGAACAAUGUCAUUUCCCAACGCGGCCGUGUGUUCCUACGAGAGCGAACAAGGAACAAGCGUAUCCAGGAACUCCUCGAGGAGAAACGGAACUUUCUCUUGCGCCUAAAACGAGAGCAGGCUGCCUGACCUCCGGCCAAAGUUUAUCUGUCAACAGCACACUGCACAUAUCCUCCCCCAGAUUGAAGUUAUUGAUUAAAUCCCGCUGCUGUUCUUGGGACUCCAUCAAGACAAUACAAACAUGGUACUAGUGCUUCCUCAACGCUUAACAAUGUAGAGGAUGGCAAACUGAACUUUGCACAGUAGCUAUGAAUGGAAAAAGCUCCACUCAAGGCAUUUGUUUCUUAACAUUCUUCACAGCUUAACAUUCAAAGCAAUUCAUGACAUUUUCUAAAUUUUAGAGGUAUUGUUUUGAUAUAUCUAAUGAAAAAAAAUAUUUUUUUCCCAAGUUUUUCCAAGUAUUCAAACAGAUUGAGGCACAUAUGUUUUUCUUCUCUCCAUGACAGUCAAGUGAUAUGUUGCGCCUUUAACCAUAUACAUUGUCUCAAAAAGGCUUCACAGAGGCAAGACAAGUCAUUCAACUUAGGCAGACUGUAGCUUUCCAAUUAAAAGCUCCAAAUUGCAGCUCAUCACAAAUGAUGAUUACGCUAGAGGUAGAGGUAGCAUCGCCAUAGACUGCAGUCUUUUUAUUGUCACAAUGAAUUCAAGGGCUCUUUGCCUCAAAGGGAUCCCUGCAGUAGAUACAACAUUAUUCACCAUUUGUUUUAGCUGUAUUUCGACGUUCUUUGUUUGAUCCCAGUCAUACCUGGCUCUAAUUGCCUCAAGUCUAGGCCCACUGGACAUGCCUUGGCCAAUUUCAUUUUCAUUUCUUUGAGGUGUGUGAAUUGCUGUGCAUGUCUAAGUGCAGCAACAGCACUUUCAGAGGGAACCAGGGCCACUGUUGUGACCAACCAGUUCAGGUCUACCACAGAGGUGUAUUGUUUAAUGUGAUGUGUAAUGGCCCCAGAGGUGUAUUGUUUAAUGUGAUGUGUAAUGGCCCCUAAGGUUUAUUGUUUAAUGUGAUGUGUAAUGGCCCCUAAGGUUUAUUGUUUAAUGUGAUGUGUAAUGGCCCCUAAGGCCGUGGCAGGUCAGCAUAUGGGUUCUUGGGGUGACCACAUUUUCAAACCAUCAUUCUAAAACCAAGUUCUCAUUGAGUAAGCUGACUAUUCAAACAAAUGAAAUGCCAUUGGAUAGAAAGGGCAAAGUGUCUGGUUCUGACUGGGGUAUAUACCACUUGUUUAUGACUAACACGCUUACAAUGACGUGCAGCAAUCAAGAAAUGGGUCUACCUGGAAACAGGUACUAAAUACAAAACUGAUGGGGGUGAUAUCAGGAAAUAAUUUGUAUGAUAUCAGGAUUUGUUGAAAUAUAUAUAUAUAGGGGGAUUGUUUGCACAGGGAUUUAUAACUUUAUGCUGUAGGUGUCAAUCCCUGAUCACGUCAUCAAGGUUUCUCUAUUAUCACGGUGUGUGUUCAUUGCAGGGAGUAUAUCCAUCCAUCCAGUGGCGUGUUGGAGGAAUGAAAAUAAGUCAUGUCCAAAUCAAAUGUUCUUGUGAUGCACCCACACCUUUUGAUUCCCUUUCUGGCCCAAUUGAGUUCCCGGAAACGUGACUGGUGCUAUCAUUACAUGUUGUGUGUGGGCAGGUGCUUCAAUGUGUGCUGGACAUUGCUACUUUGGCUGCUCUGUGAUCUGAGACACUUUGAGGGAAUUUAAAGAAAUAAUGUUCCUUUAUACUCAUUCAGGAAAGCGGGUAAUGCCACAGUCUGAUCGAACAUUUAUGAAUUCUGUUUGUCCUUGAGAAUGACCUUGCACCUUAACAAUAAUCAUGUGCCCAAGAUAGAUGAGAACAAAAGGAUAAGGCUAAAAUAAUUAUGCAUUUCAUGUAUCUUUAUGUUGGUGGCAAUAUAUUUUUAAUGAGACUGUUAUUUUCCAUAUUGUAAAUAAUAUUUUAAAAGCAGGAAAAAAAUCUUCAAAUAAAAAAAAUAUUUUACUCUCUGCAUCUCAUAGAGGCUUUAAAGAGCAAUUAUUUCAGCCUUAUAAAUGGGUAUUUGCCAUGGUUGCAAAAACACCAUUUGUUGUACAGUACAGAGUAUAUGUACAUAUGAAUGAAAAUGUAGUAUUUAUUAAAGUUUACAUACACAUUUGA
Molecule: messenger RNA, 6862 nt
Organism: Clupea harengus (Atlantic herring)
Lineage: Eukaryota; Metazoa; Chordata; Actinopteri; Clupeiformes; Clupeidae
Product: A disintegrin and metalloproteinase with thrombospondin motifs 2-like
Biological process (GO): extracellular matrix organization; proteolysis
Cellular component (GO): extracellular matrix
Molecular function (GO): metalloendopeptidase activity
Source: RefSeq, a predicted model, not a curated record